This is a messenger RNA of Esox lucius (northern pike), 7650 nucleotides long. RefSeq names its product disco-interacting protein 2 homolog A (gene dip2a). The record is from RefSeq and is a predicted model, not a curated record. The coding region runs from base 615 to 5390 and encodes 1591 amino acids. Gene Ontology annotation, cellular component: cell surface. The transcript has 38 exons. Lineage: Eukaryota; Metazoa; Chordata; Actinopteri; Esociformes; Esocidae.
CCAGUCAGACUUUCCAGAGGUUUUGUCAAGACGUACUACACUGUGAAACAUUUUCUUUUUACAGAAAAGUCGAACCUCCGUGGUUUCAUGUGUAAUAUAACGCCAUGUGAUGAAAGAUGAAGAAUAUGUAGCUAGAGAAGUAACGCUUAGGCAUUACGGAAAAUGACCGGUAUGUUGUAGGUGAGCAUGCCUGCAUCACGCGCUAGACUGAACGUGAACGCGCUUCAUCUUCGGGCUGCUGUUGCUAUGAUGCAAUGGCGGCGGCGCUGUGUGAGUAACAGAGUUGAAUGAGUUAUCAUUCCAAGCCGCUCGACACAUACUGGAACGGGAAUAGGAAACCAACCUCUCUUUGGAUCAACCGAAUUCGUGAGUGGAUCUGGAUUUAAACAGCGCUUAUUCAGGAAUGUGGUUAGCAGGGCUAACUAGCUAUUAGCUAACGAGCUAAUGACAGUCUGCCAGCGCAAGGCAGGGCUUUUUCCACAUCUGUCUGCAGCACUGUAGCUAACUAGCAGCUAACAAUCACCAGCCACCACCUGCCUGUUUCACUGGAGAAGCAGACAUAGGACUCAGGAGAUUGGACAGUGCUCUGUCCUUUGACGGGAGUGUCGGACAUAAUGGCUGAGAGGAAUUCUACUGGAUUACUAAUGAUGAUGUUGGAGCCGACACCGGCCAUCGCAAUGACACUCCCCGCGGAUGUUCGAGAGAAGCUGGCGGAGCUUGAGCUGGAACUCUCCGAAGGGGACAUCACACAGAAGGGCUAUGAGAAAAAGAGAAGCAAGCUGCUGGCCCCUUACAUCCCUCAGAUACAAGGUGUGGACCCAUCUCUACUGUCGUCUCAGGCUGGUCUAGGGCCGACAGGAUCCAAACACAAUAAGACCAGGGCUGCCAACACACGGGAUGAACGCUUCAGAUCUGACCUCCAUACAGAAGCAGUCCAUGCAGCCUUGGCCAAAUACAAAGAGAGGAAGAUGCCAAUGCCCUCCAAGAGACGCUCUGUUCUCGUCCAGUCUUCUGUAGAAGCAUGUACACCCCCAGACACAUCCUCAGCAUCAGAAGACGAGGGUUCACUGCGUCGUGCGGGCCGGAUGGUGUCGUCCACGCCGUACCAGAACCACCCGGCACCCAACGUAGAACAUUGGUUUAACCGAGUCAUCCAGGGCUCCUCCACCUCAUCCUCAGCAUCCUCCACCUCAUCCCAUCCCGGAGGGAGGGCUUCCGCCCAUGCUACCGCUGCCAAUGCCGCUGCCGUGCUGGCUGACCUCAUGGCACACACCCAGAUAGAUAACCACUCCACCCCCCCAGAUGUGACGGUCCUAACGGAACGCUCGCUGAAUAAAGACAGAGACAGACCCCCAGUGGCAUCGGUGAGAGGGGUCCCCAGGGGGUACAACCACUCUAGCGUCAUGGAAACUGCUGAUGGCCAGUGUCCAGGUGACGGAGCCCUCAGGGCUGCACAUGGCGUCCCAGUAAGUAGCCGAGUGUCCUCUAAGAUCCAGCAGCUUCUGAACACUUUGAAGAGGCCCAAAAGACCGCCGCUUAGAGAGUUCUUCGUGGAUGACUUUGAGGAACUUGUAGAUGUUCAACAGCCAGACCCCAACCAGCCCAAGGCAGAGGGGAACCAGAUGUCCCCGCUGGAAGGAGAACCUGUGGGGUUAAUAAGUAACUGGCCCCCCUCCCUCUUGACAUCCCUCCAACGCUGGGGUACCACUCAUUCCAAGAGCCCCUGUCUGACAGCCCUGGACAAUGCUGGGAAACCUGUCUACACUCUGACAUACGGCAAGCUGUGGACACGCAGUCAAAAACUGGCCUACACUCUGCUGAACAAACUGAGCACCAGGAACGAGCCCCUGCUACUGCCAGGAGACAGGGUUGCACUGGUGUUCCCCAACAACGACCCUGUGAUGUUUAUGGUGGCAUUCUAUGGAUGUCUGUUGGCAGAGCUGGUUCCUGUCCCCAUCGAGGUGCCCCUCACCAGAAAGGAUGCCGGUAGUCAGCAGAUUGGUUUCCUGCUGGGCAGCUGUGGAGUUACUCUGGCUCUGACCACUGAGGCCUGUCAGAAGGGCUUGCCCAAAGCCCAGACUGGGGAGGUGGUGACGUUUAAAGGCUGGCCACGGUUGCUGUGGUUCGUAACGGAUGGCAAACAUGUUGUGAAGCCACCCAAAGACUGGCACCCCACCAUCAGGGAAGCUAGCAAUGAGAUUGCCUAUAUAGAGUACAAGAGCAGUAAGGAAGGGAGUACCAUGGGAAUCACGGUGUCUUAUUCAGCCAUGCUGGCCCACUGUCAAGCUCUUUCACAGGCCUGCGCCUACACACAGGCUGAGACAAUCUGCAACGUUCUGGACUUCAAGAGAGAUGCCGGACUGUGGCACGGAGUUCUUACUAGCGUAAUGAACCGGAUGCAUGUUAUCAGCAUCCCCUACUCCUUGAUGAAGGCCAACCCUCUGUCCUGGAUUCAGAAGGUUCAUACUUACAAAGCACGGGUGGCAGUGGUGAAGUCCAGAGAUAUGCAUUGGUCCCUGCUGGCCCAGAGAGACCAGAGAGACAUCAACCUCAGCUCUCUACGGAUGCUGAUCGUAGCUGAUGGUGCCAACCCUUGGUCAAUAUCAUCAUGCGAUGCCUUCCUCAAUGUGUUCCAAGCACGUGGUCUUCGUCCUGAGGUGAUUUGUCCUUGUGCCAGCUCUGCAGAGGCUCUCACAGUUGCCAUCCGCAGGCCUCCAGAGUCGGGUGUCCCCCCACCAGGGAAGGCAGUUCUGUCUAUGAGUGGGUUGAGCCACGGUGUGAUCCGGGUCGAUACUGAUGAGAAGCUUUCUGUCCUCACAGUGCAGGAUGUGGGUCAGGUCAUGCCAGGAGCGCUGGUGUGUGUGGUCCAUGUUGAGGGGAUUCCGUAUCUUUGUCAGACGGAUGAGGUGGGAGAGAUUUGUGUGAGUUCUCGGAGCACCGGCAUCACUUACUACGGACUUCCUGGCAUGACCAAGAACAUCUUUGAGACCAUCCCAAUAACAGCAUCAGGUGCUCCCAUCAGUGACAGACCCUUCACCAGGACUUCUUUACUGGGCUUUAUUGGACCUGACAAGCUUGUGUUCAUCGUGGGUAAGAUGGAUGGACUGAUGACGGUCAGUGGGCGGAGACAUAACGCUGAUGAUGUGGUUGCCACAGCACUGGCGGUGGAGCCAAUGAAAUUUGUCUACAGGGGGAGGAUAGCUGUGUUUUCUGUCUCGGUUCUCCAUGAUGAGCGUAUCGUGGUGGUGGCAGAACAGAGACCAGAUGCUUCUGAGGAGGACAGCUUCCAGUGGAUGAGCCGAGUUCUACAGGCCAUAGACAGUAUUCACCAGGUAGGAGUUUACUGCCUAGCUCUGGUCCCUGCCAACACACUGCCCAAGGCUCCGUUGGGAGGAAUCCACAUCUCAGAGACCAAACAACGGUUCCUGGAAGGAGCUCUACACCCCUGCAACGUCCUCAUGUGCCCUCACACAUGUGUCACUAACCUGCCUAAACCACGACAGAAACAGCCAGAGGCGGGGCCGGCAUCUAUGAUUGUUGGAAACCUGGUAGCAGGGAAGAGGAUUGCUCAGGCUUGUGGAAGAGACGUGACUCAGCUAGAGGACAAUGACCAGGCACGUAAGUUCCUGUAUAUGCAGGAUGUUCUGCAGUGGAGAGCUCAGGCUACACCGGACCAUUCACUUUUUCUGGUGCUCAAUGCCAAGGGCACAGUGUCCAGCACAGCGUCCUGUCUACAGCUGCACAAGCGGGCGGAGCGUGUCGCUGUGGCGCUGAUGGAGAAAGGACGCCUCAACACAGGAGAUCACGUAGCUCUGGUCUACCCUCCAGGUAUUGACCUGAUCGCCACGUUCUAUGGAUGUCUGUAUGCUGGGUGUGUUCCCGUCACUGUCAGACCUCCGCAUCCCCAGAACCUGGCAACCACCCUUCCCACUGUCAAGAUGAUCGUAGAGGUCAGUAAGUCAGUGUGCAUCCUGACCACCCAGGCCAUAAUGAAACUAUUAAAAUCCAAGGAGGCUACAGCUGCUGUAGAUGUGAAGUCAUGGCCGUUGGUGUUGGAGACAGAUGACUUACCCAGGAAGAAAAGCUUUCAGAUGUACAAGCCUCCAACUCCAGAGAUGCUGGCCUACCUGGACUUCAGUGUUUCAACUACGGGCAUCCUGGCUGGAGUCAAGAUGUCCCAUGCUGCUACCAGUGCCUUGUGUCGCUCCAUCAAGCUACAGUGUGAGCUCUACCCCUCCCGACAGAUCGCGAUCUGUCUGGACCCCUACUGCGGCCUGGGCUUUGCUCUCUGGUGCCUUUGCAGUGUGUACUCCGGCCAUCAGUCCAUCCUGGUUCCCCCUCUCGAGUUGGAGACGAACGUGUCUCUGUGGCUGUCAGCUGUGAGUCAGUACAAAGUCCGAGUCACCUUCUGCUCCUACUCUGUCAUGGAGAUGUGCACCAAGGGCCUGGGUUCUCAGACUGAAGCUCUGCGGUUACGUAGUGUGAACCUGUCCUGUGUGAGGACCUGCAUGGUUGUGGCUGAGGAGCGUCCUCGAAUCACCCUGACGCAGUCUUUCUCCAAGAUCUUCAAGGACCUGGGUCUGUCUCCCAGAGCCGUCAGUACCACCUUCGGUUGCCGGGUCAACGUGGCCAUCUGCCUGCAGGGUACGUCAGGACCAGACCCAACCACCGUCUACCUGGACAUGAGGGCUCUGAGGCAUGACAGGGUCCGUCUGGUGGAGAGAGGAUCACCACACAGCCUCCCUCUUAUGGAAUCUGGCAAGAUUCUACCAGGGGUUAAGGUCAUCAUUGCCAACACAGAGACCAAAGGUCCCCUGGGAGACUCUCAUCUGGGAGAGGUGUGGGUGAGUAGUCCCCACAAUGCAACAGGCUACUAUACCGUGUAUGGGGAAGAGGCUCUGCACGCAGACCACUUCAACACCAAACUGAGCUUUGGAGACACGCACACAAUUUGGGCCCGGACAGGAUACCUGGGCUUCCUACGACGCACAGAGCUCACAGACGCCAGUGGAGAGCGUCAUGAUGCCCUCUAUGUGGUGGGGUCUUUGGAUGAGACUCUGGAACUAAGAGGGAUGAGGUAUCAUCCUAUCGACAUUGAGACUUCUGUCAUCCGUUCUCACAAGAGCAUCGCUGAGUGUGCUGUGUUUACAUGGACCAAUCUCCUGGUGGUGGUGGUAGAGCUGUCUGGGUCAGAGCAUGAGGCCCUGGACCUGGUUCCACUGGUAACCAACGUGGUCUUGGAGGAACACUAUCUUAUUGUGGGCGUGGUGGUGGUGGUGGACCCGGGAGUCAUUCCUAUCAACUCCAGAGGGGAGAAACAGAGAAUGCACCUACGGGACGGCUUCCUGGCUGACCAACUAGACCCCAUCUAUGUGGCCUACAAUAUGUAAACAAUAUGUAAACAGCAACAACAUGUAAACAACUGGACCCCAUCUACAUGGCCUACAACAUGUAAACAACAACUUGUAAACAACUGGACCCAUCUACGUGGUCUACAACAUGUAAACAACUGGACCUAAUCUACGUGGCCUACAGCAUGUAAACAACAACAUGUAAACAACUGGACCCCAUCUACUUAAAGUAGGAUAUAAACUGCUCAGAGAGAUCCACAACUAUGGGCAAUACAGCAAAGAAGAGGGAAAGAAAUUGUAUCAGCCUGAAACAUGAGGUUGGUGAAACUAUGCAGUCAGGCUGAAACAUGAGGAUGGUGGAACUAUGCAGUCAAGCUGAAACACAAGGAUGGUGGAACUGUGCAGUCAGGCUGAAAAAUUAGAAUGGUGAAACUAUACAGUCAAGCUGAAACAUAAGUAUGAAGGAACUAUGCAGUCAAGCUGAAACAUGGGGAUGGUGGAACUAUGCCUAUACAUCGAAACAUGAGGAUGGUGAAAGUAUGUAGUCAAGCUGAAACAUGAGGAUGGUGAAAGUAUGCAGUCAAGCUGAAACAUGAGGAUGGUGAAAGUAUGCAGUCAAGCUGAAACAUGAGGAUGGUGAAACUGCAGUCAGGCUGAAACAUGAGGAUGGUGAAACUGCAGUCAGGCUGAAACAUGAGGAUGGUGAAACUGCAGUCAGGCUGAAACAUGAGGAUGGUGAAACUGCAGUCAGGCUGAAACAUGAGGAUGGUGAAACUGCAGUCAGGCUGAAACAUGAGGAUGGUGGAAUUGUGCAGUCAGGCUGAAACAUGAGGAUGGUGGAACUAUACCGUCAGGCUAAACAUAAGGAUGGUGGUACUGUGCAGUCAGUCUGUUUCUGUCAACAGUGGUUCCAGACCAGCUGAAUUGUACUGAUGUGCCAUAAAACAUUUUGCCCAUGUUCAUGUCAUGUCAAUCCCAUGGCUUUAACAGGCUACUGUUAUAGUGGACUGACUUCAUCAGGUUAAAGACAUCACUAUGGUUGUAUCAGAGCCCAAAAUCACUGCUAUUAGAAUCUUAAAAAUUACAGAUUUCAAGUUCUUGGUCUUAGCAGUCCAUUCCACUGUGUCACACUGUCAGUAACUGAACAAUUUGAUAUUUUCACUUGUUUAUUUGCUUAAUGUAUGUAUGGACUAUGUGAUACCUUUAUACAUUUCCAAGUCAUGAAAAUGCAAUAUGAAAGAACUAGUUAUUUGAGUAGCUACAAAACCUGCAAUGUUAUCAGAUAAAGAGCAUCAUAUGACAAAGAGCAUCAUUGUAAUAUAGCAUUUGCAAAUGUUUUAAAUAAAGCCUUAACUAUUUCCAGAUGCCUGUUCCUAAAUGGUUUAACUGAGUGUGUUGAGGAUGGUCAGCUGGUCUGCUGAGAUAGAUGGCAGGUUGGAUGGAUGUCCCAAUAAUAUCUCCUGAUUCCAGGCUACCCAUUUGUCUAAAAGCAUGGGACUGUUGUGGGCCAGCGGUAAAUUAUGGGAUGGUUAUGUCCUGGGCCAGCGGUAAAUUAUGGGAUGGUUAUGUUGUGGGCUAGCAGUAAAUAAUGAGAUGGUUAUGAAGGGUUAAAAAAAAAAUGCUUGACUGAGAUCUGAUCACAGAGACAGGGUCUAAUGAUUAUUCCCAAAGAAGACUUCUCUAAGUCACCUCCCAUCCUCCUGUAUGAAACUAAGUAACCUCCCAUCAACCUUACCUGUUAUGUAAAGACUCCUCUGUGUCCUUAGAGCACAAUGUGAGUCCAGGCAGCAGUUUGCUGUAUGUUUAUACAGUGCUAGUUAUUGGUAUUGGACCCCAGCCAAAGGCUUCCUCCAUGGGGUCAUGGGGGUCAUAGUGAAGGUGUGUAAGAUUCUGAGGAUGAAACCCUGAGACUAACCACUGAUUAAUAUGCUUCUGUCUGAAAUCCACUGAAAGCCUGAGACUAACCACUAAUUAAUGUUUCUGUCUGAAGAUCGUUGAAACCCUGGGCCUACCUGCUGAUUAAUGAGACUAACCACUAAUUAAUGUUUCUGUCUGAAGACCGUUGAAACCCUGGGCCUACCUGCUGAUUAAUGUUUUUGUCUUAAGACAGCUGAACAAAAGGAAAGCGUUGUGACGUUUUGUACUGUAUUAUCACUGGGGAGUGACAACAGGAGAAUCAAGCACACUGGCUGUUCUGAUGAGUCACCCUGGAGACAGAGGACUUUCUGUCGGUUGACAUGUGGUUCAUUGUCAUUAUUUUCAUAACCUGGUUUCUUAAUAAAUACAAUGCUUUUAUCAA